Molecule: messenger RNA, 3045 nt
Organism: Pyricularia grisea
Lineage: Eukaryota; Fungi; Ascomycota; Sordariomycetes; Magnaporthales; Pyriculariaceae
Exons: 2
Coding region: 79-654 (191 amino acids)
Biological process (GO): mitotic spindle organization
Cellular component (GO): dynactin complex
Molecular function (GO): dynein complex binding
Source: RefSeq, a predicted model, not a curated record
CGAUAUCCACCUAAUCCUGCCAAAAUUGUUCUAGGAAUGGCUUUUGGUUGACAACGGAAACCUCCAGGCCAGCUCAGUAUGUCGUCAAACAAACGCAACUCGAUCAUGCCGGCCGCAUCUCAGGCCGGCCCCAAAGCUCCAGUCCACUUCUCGUCGAGUAUCACGAUACACGACUCGGCGAUCCUCUCCGGCAUGUAUCCAAUUACCAUCUCUUCCGAGUCUGUGAUUCACCCACGAGCCCGGCUGGAGAGCGAAGGUGGUCCCGUCAACAUUGGUCGGCGCUGCAUCGUGCAGGAGCGAGUGCUCCUCGGGGCCGGCGGAAACCGGGCCGAGGGUUCUGUUACUCUUGGGGACUACGUCACGGUCGAAGCUGCUGCGAACAUCGAGUGCGGCGGUACCAUGAUUGGCGAGGGGACUACGGUCGGCGUUGGUUGCAAGAUCGGAUCGGGCGCGUUUAUUGGCAAGUACUGCACACUUACACCUCGGUCUGUAAUUGCGCCCAAGGAACGAAUACCGGAUGGUACCGUAGUAUACUCAAACGGGAUGAGGCGAUCAGACAAACGUGGGAUCGUCGACCUCCGGAAAGAAGCCCAAGUUCGCCAGAUCGAGGCUCUGAGAAGAUUGAUACCUAGCACGCCGGCAAAAUUCCAAUGACGGAUGACGAAUGAUGGGCUAUGAAUAAUCACGAUUGCAAUUUCAUUGCGACGCUGGGCGUUUGGAGUUUGGCUUAUGAUAUACCCGAGAAAACGUUUUGUCUUAUUAGGUUUUAUUAUAUUAUACCUUACUUUACCUGGUGGCAGAGGCUGCCUGCAUCUGUAUCCUGAGCACAAAGUCAUGCACACUGCGGGCUUUCAAUCGGGAAAAAAGCGGUUACGCGCUCAAAGAUAGCGUACCUUGAGCCACUCGCUUGUACCCAAUCCCAAAUUAAGCCCGUUCUCGGCCCACCAUCGCCUGACGGCGGUUUGGUCGCCGAAGGAAUCCUCCAGCGCCUCCUCGAUAUCCAUGGUACGGUAUUCGACCUUUUUGGCAGGCUGCCCGUCCAUGCCAGGCAGUUCUCCCCUGGCGUAUUUCCUCCACCACUCCAGCACGUCAAUGUACGAGUAUAUCGUGGGAUCGACGAGGACUUGCGAGGUGAAGAUGAGGUUGUUGUCACCGCGCAGCAACCUCCAAGUCUCGAGGACGUCUGCCUUGCCGACCCGUGACGCCUUCAUGCAAACCUCGUCCUGAUGCUCGACUGGGAUCCCGCUGGUCAUCCACCAGCGCAGCACGUCCGUGUGCCCCGCCUGCGCCGCGUAAAGCAGCGACUUUCCCGGCUUGAGCUCUAUGGGCCUGGCGUCGGGGUCCCUGUUAUCCACCGGCCCGCCCGUCGACAUGGCCGCCUCGCGCCACCAGUCAAGCACGCGAAUGUGGCCCUUUGCGCUAGCCUGCUCCAUCGCCGCCUCGCUGUACUUGAGCGGCAAGCCCGACCGCCGCCACCACUCGAGCACGUGGAUGUACCCGUAUAGCGAGGCGUUGUCCAUGGCCUCCUGGUCGUACUGUUUCUCCAGAAACGAAGGGGACCUGGCCCACCAGUCGAGGAUGUCGGUGCGGCCGUAGUAGGCUGACGCCUUGGUCGGGAUGGUCUUGCCGUCAAAGUUGCGGAACACGAUCGGGCAGUGGCACUCGAUGUAGGAGAGCACACCGGUGAGGGCGAACUUGAAGAUGAGUUUGAUGGCCAGGGCCGACAGGUCCGUAAGGUUGGCGGGCGCUGUUUCCAACACGCUGCAUAUCGCCGCCGUGUCCGCGGACAGAAGGCGCCACUCGAGGCGGUGCAUGAAGACCUGCAAUGGGUCCGAGCUGUCUUUCGGCUCGGUCCGCCACGGCUCCGGCAUCUCGAGGGUUGUGAAGAUGCCGAGUGAAUGCGCCAGCUCCCAGUCUCUAGUGUGCUCAAGGAUGAGGCUCCAUAUCUCUGGCGGUAGCACCGGCUGUUUCUUGUGCCCCUCGGUUCGGGCAAAGGAUGGCGAUGUUGCCACCAGCUCACGAGCGGGCACGUCGACAUCAUGGCCCAUGGUCAGAAGGUCUGCCUGAUUCUUUAUUAUACCCAAGACUUCGUUUAGGCCAGUCCAUUCUACUACACGCUUAAAGUAUGGAGGCGUAUCCAGGUGCUCGUACCGCCACAGUAUGGGUGGCAGAACACGCACCCAAUGCCAUUUGCGGUGCAGUUUGCUUAUCUGGCGCUUGGUGACCGGGUUCUCCCACAUUGUCGUUGACAUUCCUGGAACAAGCAGUAUACGCUUGGAAGCGUCCCAACUGCGGAGAACCUCGAGGAUCAUGGUGUCGCAGUGCCCGCUCAUCAUCUUGGCCAAGUGAUCGGCGUCUAUGGGACAAAGAACCAUGAGGUCCGCCCAUUCGACCAAUUCGGCAGCCCUGUGUUGAUGCCGUGCUAUAGUUCGUAUUCGAUCGUCGGAUUGGUCUGGAAUCUUCAUUGGAUAGUUCCGCUCAACUGCAAAGGUCUGAGUGAGUUGCGGGGCAACAUCGUCGGCAACGACCCUGAUGGCUAUUUUGGGGUCUUUGGAAAGCCGCAUUGCGACGGCGGCGCAGGAACUCGUCUCACGCGAACCGUUGGCCACCACCAACAAGUGCAAUUUCGAGUAGCGAGGGUCGGGCAUAUCGGAUAUGGAACUGCUAGACGUGGCGGGCAGGGCAAGGUGCGGUGUCGUGACAUUGCCAGAGGGCGGCGGUUCGUCCGCGGCGGCAGCGGCAGGCUGAUCCAUAGUUUUAUGCAAUAAAGAACUUCUAAGCAAUUAAAAAAGUACCGCAGGUAUCUUUUCAAGGUUUGACGGUGCGGGCGCGUGCGCACAGUGGCUGAAUGCUGGUUUCGAUUGGUGUCGUUUUAAAUACGAGAGACACCGAGAUGUGUUCGAUGCGCCUUCUUGGGACGAGGUUUUUUUUUACGAAAACAAGAUUUGUCUUGAUUCGAUAGUUGGUGGCAACUGUUUUUGCUGCUGUCUGCCUCGACCAAUUUGAUUUCUAGAGUGCUAGAAAUCCGAGUGUCACAAAAGUCGG